Molecule: messenger RNA, 930 nt
Organism: Saxophila tyrrhenica
Lineage: Eukaryota; Fungi; Ascomycota; Dothideomycetes; Mycosphaerellales; Extremaceae
Exons: 2
Coding region: 1-930 (309 amino acids)
Source: RefSeq, a predicted model, not a curated record
AUGUAUUCGAUCAAGGUUGACGCGAAGACGGGGAGCAGCUCACUCGCAUGUGUGCUAUUGCAUGACAUCCAGCACGAGGCUUGCAUCGGCUCCAAAACGGCUGAGUAUGCUCUACAAAACACACCGCUCUCAUCCUUCUCCGUCCACUAUCGUCCACCUUCCCACAGUACAGCUACCACGCCAUCGAAUGAGCGAGCAAACGCAGCCGCCAUGCAGCCUUCCGUUUCUCCUUUUCCGCUCUGCAUCUCUACACUUUCUGCUUUGCUAGAGUACAGGGAAUCUGCCGCUCAAUCGACAACCAUGCUUCAACACCCAGCUACUUCGACUUCCAAACCGACCUGGGACACCAGAGGCCGCAGCCCCGUCACAAUCCCCCCAUCCACCACCACCGCCUCCAAACGCAUCCCCUCCCCCAAACGCCGCAGCUCCCCAAGCAUCACCCUCCUCGACGUCCGCCCGACCAAAAAACAACGCCGCCUCCACCACAACGCCCUCUCCAUCCCCUACAACAACGCUCAGCAGUUCUGGCACGAAGAGAGCCUGCACCAUUUCUACGUCUUUUGCCCGUUGGACCGCACGAAUCUCGACGAAGCUAGACGCAAGAACCUUCUCGGCAAAGUGGUGUAUGGGAUGCUAGGGAACAGGACGGUGGAGAAGCUCGUGCUGGAUCAGGAGACGGGGAUUCCAUGGACGGUGCCGAAGGUGGUGGUGGAGUUUGGGCGGGUGGAGUGGGGGAGGAGUGCGGAGGUGAGGGGGAGGAAGGGGAGGGAUGUGGAGCCCGGGGUGCUGCCGAGGGGAGAGGAGAUGACGGGGGAGGAGUGGGAGGAGGCGGUGGGGAGGGGGGAUUGGAGGGUUGCGGGGGAGGAUCGGGAGACGUGGGAGAGGUGUUUGGAGAUGGGGGUGGGGUGGUUGGGGUAUCGUGAGAGGUAG